Ilex paraguariensis (yerba mate) is the source of this 690-nucleotide messenger RNA. NCBI's taxonomy places the organism in Eukaryota, Viridiplantae, Streptophyta, Magnoliopsida, Aquifoliales, Aquifoliaceae. The record is from the annotation of a GenBank genome assembly.
AUGCUGGCAACGGCUAGGGAACUGAUGUUUUCUGGACUAGGGUCCAUUCUACAUUUCCAAAGGCUAGAAGCCUACAACUUAGUUGGGCUGGAUGGAGAUAUGGCUUGGUUUCAAAAGCCCAACUUUGUAUUGGGCUUGAGGCCCAAAACCAGUCCUUCACAAACAGAGGAACCUCCCGCUCUUUCCACUCCGUCUCGCUCUCCCGCUAAGAUUUUCAAAGAUAGUCAGAAUAUGAGGGAAGAAGAGAUAGAGAAGCUGAGAGGAGUGGUGAGGGACUGCGUGAGCAAGCACUUGUACUCAUCGGCGAUCUUUUUCGCCGAUAAGGUUGCCGCAUUCACAUCGGACCCCGCCGACAUAUACAUGCAAGCGCAAGCUUUGUUCCUCGGCGGUCACUUCCGCCGCGCCUUCCACCUCCUCAACGCCUCCCAGGUCGUCCUCCGCGACCUCCGCUUCCGCUACCUCGCUGCUAAAUGCCUGGAGGAACUGAAGGAGUGGGAUCAAUGUCUAUUAAUGCUUGGUGAUGCCAAAGUGGAUGAACAUGGAUAUGUUAGUGACACAAAGGAUUGUAACGUCAUAUACUUGGAUAAAGAUGCGGAAGAUCGCGAGAUCAAUAUAUUGUCAGCAAUAUGCUUUCUAAGAGGCAAGGCAUAUGAAGCUUUGGAAAAUCAUUCCCAGGCUCGACAAUGGUGA